Messenger RNA from Anas platyrhynchos (mallard), 885 nucleotides. It is a transcript of the gene ERG28, whose product is annotated as ergosterol biosynthesis 28 homolog. NCBI's taxonomy places the organism in Eukaryota, Metazoa, Chordata, Aves, Anseriformes, Anatidae. Gene Ontology annotation, molecular function: protein-macromolecule adaptor activity. The record is from RefSeq and is a predicted model, not a curated record. Gene Ontology annotation, cellular component: endoplasmic reticulum; membrane.
CGGCCUGGCGGCAGGAUGAGCAGGUUCCUCUGCGUGCUGCGCAGCUGGCUGCUCAUGGUGUCCGUCAUCGCCGCCGGGAACACCCUGCAGUGCUUCCGCGACUACAGCUUCGUCUCUGAGAAGCUCUACACCGCCAGCCCCGGCCUCGUGAACGGGCUGCAGGCCCGGACGUUUGGCGUCUGGACCCUGCUGUCCUCCGUGGUCCGCUGCCUCUGCGCCCUGGACAUCCGCAACCAGACCCUCUACUACAUCACACUCUUCACCUUCGUUGUGGCCCUUGCUCACUUCCUCUCAGAGGUCUUCAUUUACCACACUGCAGCCUUGACAAUGGGAAUUAUGGCACCCCUCAUGGUAGCGAGUUUCUCUAUCCUGGGGAUGUUGAUCGGGCUGCAGUACCUGGAGGUAGAAGCGCAGUCACAAAACAAGAAGAAAAACUGAGACCAAGUGUCUUGUCCAGGUCAGCAUUGGCUCCUGUCUUCACUGCCAGAUUUUGACUGGAGCUCUGCUGAACUCCCCCAGGACACCAGUCCCACCAGCAGAUCGAUGUUGGACUCUGUCAAUCAUUCAUUGCUGAGUUUUUUCAUGUCCAGGCAACACUUUGACUGACCAGUGCCAACAAUCAGGCCCCAGAGGAGUUCACGCCAAAGCUUGCUGGGGGCGUUUGGUGAGUGCCUCCCUGAGGGAUGGCAGGGAACGUCUCUGGCAUGCCCAGUGCACUAAGGACUGUGCUCCCCAUGCACUUGUGGGGAGGAGGUGUAGAGCCACCUGGGAUCCACUGACCAUGUAGACGGGAAAGAGGGAUAAUGUGCUGCCCCUGGCACUGCUGUGUGACUUGCAUGUGCAUGUUCUACAGGGGCUGUUUCUAAUAAAUGACAGAAAACUGCA